AUGUCUGUAGACGCUGCUAUUGAUAAGCUCAAGAACUGGCAAUCGGUGAAUAGUGCUCCUGAUUAUAAGAUGAGGGUCCGAGAGUUAGAUGACGAUGAAGACCGUGACGUACCUCAACAACGUUAUUGCUUUGAGUUAUCGAUUCCUAUGAAGGAGAAUGGUAAGAAGAUCCGCCAACAACAGUACGACUAUUCUGGUGCUAUGAUUGGUAAGCUGAAACCUGAAGAACGGGAAAACUAUAAGAAUGAGAUUGAUGGCUAUAUAAGGGCUGGUUAUUGGCAGGAUCUGGAAGUAUCCCCAUUGCCUCGACGUUAUAACUGUGCAAUCUCUGAUCUUCUUCCAGUGGUAGUGUUCCCCGUCAAGCAAGAGGGGCGACAUACUCGUAUUCGCCCCUGUGCAGAUGCACGGGGGGCCAAUGAGCAAUCCCCCCGUGCUUCUUAUCGUGGUGGUUGUAUAUCCUCUAUCCUUCAGCAUAUUAUGAUUGGCUGGCGUGAAGGUUUCUGCGUGCAUACCCGAGAUGUGAAGAAGGCCUUCUAUAAA
This is a messenger RNA of Perkinsus marinus ATCC 50983, 540 nucleotides long. RefSeq lists its product as hypothetical. The annotation marks the transcript as partial. Lineage: Eukaryota; Perkinsozoa; Perkinsida; Perkinsidae. The record is from RefSeq and is a predicted model, not a curated record. The transcript has a single exon.